AUGCAGCCACCCUACCCUCCAUCCAUAAAUGCCAACAUACCAUCCGUCCACGAAGCCCUCCUACUAUCCAUCAGUGCAGCCCUCCUUACAUCCAUCAAUGCAGCCACCCUACAAUCCCAUCUAUCCAUGAAGCCCUCCUACCAUCCAUCCAUGCAGCCAAUCUACCAUCCACACAUGCAGCCACCCUACCAUCCAUCUAUGCAGCCACCACACCAUCCAUCAAUGCAGCCACCCUACCAUCCAUCCAUGCAGCCACCAUACCAUACUUCCGUGCAGCCCUCCUGCAAUCUAUCUGUGCAGCCAUCCUACCAUCCAUCCAUGCAGCCACCCUACCUUCUAUCCAUGCAGCAAGCAUACAAUCCGUCCGUGCAGCUCUCGUACAAUCCAUCCGUGCAGCCGUCCUACCAUCUGUCCGUGCAGCUCUCCUACCAUCCAUCCGUGCAGCCUCUCUACCAUCCAUCCGUGCAGCCCUAUUACCAUCCUUCCGUGCAACAACACUACCAUCAAUCUAUGAAGCCUCUGUACCAUCAAUCCAUGAAGCUAUCCUACCAUCCAUCCAUGCAGCCCACGAUACCGUUCAUCCAGGCAGCCGACCGCCCAAUCACCCAUUAA
This is a messenger RNA of Dreissena polymorpha, 612 nucleotides long. Its product is annotated as guanine nucleotide exchange factor subunit RIC1-like. Lineage: Eukaryota; Metazoa; Mollusca; Bivalvia; Myida; Dreissenidae. The record is from RefSeq and is a predicted model, not a curated record. The coding region runs from base 1 to 612 and encodes 203 amino acids. The transcript has a single exon.